GAAUUAGUCGAAUUUCAGUAGACAAAUAACCAAAUACACAAUGCUAAAGGCAAUCACACUUCUGGCCGUUAUCCUGGCCGUCGCCAGCGCCGAACUUCAUCGCGUCCCUGUGCUCAAGGUGGAGAACUUCGUCAAGACACGCGGCAACGUCAAGGCUGAGGUGGCGCAUCUGCGUGCCAAGUAUGGACUGCCCCAGACCCGUUCCGUCAACGGCGAGGAGCUUUCCAAUUCGAUGAACAUGGCCUACUAUGGUGCCAUCACCAUUGGCACACCUGCCCAGGACUUUAAGGUGCUCUUCGACUCGGGUUCCUCCAACCUGUGGGUGCCUUCGAAUACCUGCGACAGCUACGCAUGCGAAGUCCACAAUCAAUACGACUCGAGUGCAUCCUCCAGCUAUGUGGCCAAUGGCGAGAGCUUCUCCAUUCAAUAUGGCACUGGUAGCUUGACCGGAAUUCUGUCCACCGAUACCGUCAAUGUCAAUGGAUUGUCGAUCGCUAGUCAGACCUUUGCUGAGGCCACCAACGAGCCCGGAACCAACUUCAAUGAUGCCAAGUUCGAUGGUAUUCUCGGCAUGGGAUAUCAGUCUAUUUCUCAGGACAAUGUUGUGCCUCCCUUCUACAACAUGGUCUCCCAGGGACUUGUCGACAGCUCGGUCUUCUCCUUCUACUUGGCUCGUGCUGGCACCUCCACCACCAAUGGUGGUGAACUAAUCUUCGGUGGCUCCGAUUCAUCCCUGUACUCGGGAGAUCUCGUCUAUGUGCCCGUCUCUGAGCAGGGAUACUGGCAAUUCGCCAUGGCUGGCGCCUCUGUCGAUGGUUAUUCGCUGUGCGAUGACUGCCAGGCUAUUGCUGAUACCGGCACCUCUCUGAUUGUUGCCCCUGCCAAUGCCUAUGAGCUGCUGAGCGAGAUCCUGAAUGUGGACGAUGAGGGUCUGGUCGAUUGCUCCAGUGUCAGCUCGUUGCCUGUGAUCACCUUCAACAUUGGCACCGGCAGCUUCACCCUGGAACCAUCUGCAUACAUCAUUCAGUCGGAUGGCGAGUGCCAGUCGGCCUUCCAGUAUAUGGGCACCGAUUUCUGGAUCUUGGGCGAUGUCUUCAUUGGACAAUACUACACUGAGUUCGACUUGGGCAACAAUCGCAUUGGUUUCGCUCCAGUUGCUUAAGCAAUUAAACUAUCAGUGAUAGCAAACGAAAAUGAAAUUAUAUAUAGAACAAACAUUUUGGUUCUAACUGUUUGUAGUUAGUUUUGUGUUUUGUGCGCAUAAAUUGUUGUAAUAUCA
Drosophila sulfurigaster albostrigata is the source of this 1279-nucleotide messenger RNA. Its product is annotated as lysosomal aspartic protease-like. Gene Ontology annotation, biological process: proteolysis; cell death. The transcript has a single exon. Bases 41 to 1162 code for a protein of 373 amino acids. The record is from RefSeq and is a predicted model, not a curated record. Gene Ontology annotation, cellular component: lysosome. Gene Ontology annotation, molecular function: aspartic-type endopeptidase activity. Lineage: Eukaryota; Metazoa; Arthropoda; Insecta; Diptera; Drosophilidae.